Aspergillus campestris IBT 28561 is the source of this 998-nucleotide messenger RNA. RefSeq lists its product as uncharacterized. The coding region runs from base 311 to 898 and encodes 195 amino acids. The transcript has a single exon. NCBI's taxonomy places the organism in Eukaryota, Fungi, Ascomycota, Eurotiomycetes, Eurotiales, Aspergillaceae. The record is from RefSeq and is a predicted model, not a curated record.
UUUUGAUUAACCCCGGACCCUUUCAGCUUUGUUCUGAGACAUCCAUCCGUAUUAUUCAAUUAUGCUGACAUGGCGGAGUCAUCGAUUUCCCUCCAGUUACCUUAGAUCGACUGAGACAUGGCCAGAAUGGGGAGAAUGGAGUUUAGUGCCACCGCGUGCGGUUCCCAGGCGGGGACGAAAGCAGACGAAAGCGGAUGAAAUAGACGGGAGUCAGGAAUGUCGAAUGUCGAAUGUCGAAUGUAGAAAGGAAGUAAUAUAUUUAUAGAUUGACACAAUCCGAUCCAUCUGUCAGGACUCCGCAGUAUCAUGGAUGAGAACGGUUGUCGUGAGAACGUUGUCCGGGCACGGGACCUCGGGAAACCCAACCACCACCAAACUAAACAUCACCGCUUGCAGUCAAGCCUACUUUCAUCCUAGUCCGUCUUUCGUCCAGCCGUUCUCUCGUCGCUUUCUUUCUCUCCCUUCUCUUUUUCUCUUCUCUCUCUCUCUCUCCUCGACUGGCUCUUCUAUCUCUCUAUCCUUUCCUCCUCCUCCCUUCUCGCCGCGAUUUCAUUCUUGCCAUCGCGAAGAAUUUAAGAUCGUCGAGAUCGACAUCCAUCCACCUAAUUCAGUCCCCCGAUUGACCUCUCACUUACUCUGUACGUCGUCACAUACUGUCAGUGCCACUGUCCCCGUCCCUCUGCCCGUCCCUCCAUCGCCGAUCGGGUACGUCCUCAGAUCAGAUUCAGAACGGUUCAAACUGACUCGCCCGAUCCAGCAGUGCCCCGAGGCCCCAUCGCCCAAAUCUGGGUCGCCCUCUGUGGAACCGUGGUUCGAUACCUUCAGAUUCAAACUCGAAAGUGCACUUCCCCUGCUGUUUCAGAUAAUCCAGGGUCUGGGUCCCGUCGCUUCAGAUUGAUUGAUUAAUCACCUUCCCGCUUUGCUUUCUUUUUUUUUUCUAUACAUAUUCGUUUAUACCCCCAUCUCUCGUUGAGUCGAUUUAUUUUUUUCGUCUCUUC